UUACAAAUAUUAUUAUAUACACAUGAAAGAAAGAUUAAAAGUCGAGAGGAUAAUAUUGUGCACCAAUAAUACCAGAGGAGAAUUUGCGACGGAGAGAAUCGAUCCUCGUUCAAUAUUCAUUUGAUCAACAUUCCAUCCAUAAACCUGAUAUUAUAAACAGCGUGAGUCUGUAUAACCCGCGGGUUCUAAGAAGAUAUCGAAAAUGGGUCGGAAGAAAAUACAGAUAUCCCGGAUUACGGAUGAACGGAAUCGACAGGUGACGUUCAAUAAGAGGAAAUUCGGCGUUAUGAAGAAGGCGUACGAGCUCUCGGUACUUUGCGAUUGUGAAAUAGCGCUGAUAAUAUUCAGUUCUAGUAACAAAUUGUAUCAGUACGCAAGCACAGACAUGGACAAGGUCCUCCUAAAGUACACCGAGUACAACGAGCCCCACGAAUCGCUUACCAACAAGAACAUAAUCGAGGAGCAUAAGGGAGCGAUGUCGCCCGAGAGUCCGGAGCCCGAUACCGCCGAGUAUAAUCUCACGCCGAGGACCGAGGCUAAGUACAGCAAAAUUGACGAGGAAUUCCAAAUGAUGAUGCAGAGGAAUCAGCACAACGGCACGAGGGUUAUGGGACAGUCUAAUUACACUCUGCCCGUCUCGGUGCCGGUGAACAGUUACGGAGAAUCUCUACUGGGCUCCAGUCCACAAAUGGCACACACCAGCAUCUCGCCUAGACCUUCGUCGUCUGAAACAGAUUCAGUUUAUCCAUCGGGCGGGAUGUUGGAUAUGAGCAACGGUUAUCCACCGUCGGCGUCGCCGCUCGGCGGUUCACCAAGUCCUGGACCAUCGCCAGCGCUCGGCGUCGGAGGCGGGGGUGGAGGUAAAGGCAGUUCCUCGAGGCAUUCGCCGCAACCUCCCCCGCCGCCUCAUCCUCACAGAGCCAACCUGAGAGUCGUCAUACCUGCACCCCUUACACAGUCCUUGUCGGACGACAACAAUUACGACAGCGGGCAUUCGCAAUCUGCGCUGAACACACCGGUUGUGGCGUUACAGACACCCUCGGUGCCAGCUGGAUACUCUAGUUUCGGACCGACAGACUACUCGUCGGAUCUUGGGAGCCUGGCGUGGUCCCACCAGAGGUACGUUGAUGACUUGUCAAUGUAUUCGGCAGCCACCAUGUCCAGCAUCAGUGGUCUUCCGCAUUUGGCGGUAUCCAGCAGUACACCGCCACCGUCGACGUCGCCUCUACCGGUGAAAAUAAAGAGUGAGCCAAUAAGUCCUCCUCGGGACCCACACGGGGGUGGAGGUCCGGGCGGUGGUAACCCGGGGUCGAUCCAUCACUCGAGUCUCGGCGUCGGUCCGUCGUCGAGCGGCGGGGGUGGAGGAGGAGGAGGAGGCGGGGGGCCGCAUCACGGACCCCACGGGGGCGUGCCACAGACAUUGAACUUAGUUUCGAGCAGGCCCAAUAGUAACCCGCCUCCCUCUCAUUCUGGCAGUAUAACACCGACGAAUUUACCAUCGCCUGGCGGUGCCGGCGGUGUCGGUGAUAUAAGGUCGAGUCAUCCUGGCGGCGGGGGUGGAGGAGGUGCUGGCAGUGGCGGAAACAGCUCCGACUAUGAAAAUGGACCGCUAAUGAAACGGCCAAGGAUCACCGAGGGAUGGGCCACUUAGUACUACACCCCGCACCAGCAGCAGCAGCAGCAGAAUCGCCGUCAUCAUCAUCAUCAUCAUUACUAUCAACAUCAACAUCAAUAUCAACAACAACAACAACAACAGCAGCAGCAGCAGCAGCAGCAGCAGCAGCUGCGUCAGCAUCGUAAUCGGCUUAUUUCUCACAACGCUUUAUCGUCCUACGACGACGGUAUGUUGUAGUUAGCAUGCGCGAUUUUCCCUUUUCUAUUUCUUUUUUUUUCUAAAUGCUGUUAUCUCUAAAGAACGUGUCACACCUACCUAUCUAUACGUGCGUAUUAUACACGAUAUGCAGACAAUUGCGGAAUUUCGUUUUUAUUAAU
Molecule: messenger RNA, 1992 nt
Organism: Diprion similis
Lineage: Eukaryota; Metazoa; Arthropoda; Insecta; Hymenoptera; Diprionidae
Gene: Mef2
Product: myocyte-specific enhancer factor 2
Exons: 8
Coding region: 203-1651 (482 amino acids)
Biological process (GO): cell differentiation; positive regulation of transcription by RNA polymerase II
Molecular function (GO): DNA-binding transcription factor activity, RNA polymerase II-specific; RNA polymerase II cis-regulatory region sequence-specific DNA binding; protein dimerization activity
Source: RefSeq, a predicted model, not a curated record